Molecule: messenger RNA, 819 nt
Organism: Aspergillus japonicus CBS 114.51
Lineage: Eukaryota; Fungi; Ascomycota; Eurotiomycetes; Eurotiales; Aspergillaceae
Exons: 3
Source: RefSeq, a predicted model, not a curated record
CGUCGCGAUCCAUGUCGCAGCUCCAGCCCAACGCCUCCAUCCCACUUCCAAAUCCCAGGAUGUCCUGCAUACCCUGCUAACACGAACCGCAAAAAGAUGCCCCGAAACCUCCCCUGGCUCCUCGACACCACCACCACCACCACCUCCUCAUCCCGAUCGCGAUCCCGAACCUCCACCCCACAACCCCGUCGCGCGGGCGCGACAUCAUCAUCAGCAGCAGCAGCGCGAACCAAUGCAUUCAAGCAAACCAGCAGCCCCCCAGAUCCAGGCUCCGGGGGCUCUCGCACCCGCCGACGGGACUUUCUUCGAUCCUCCCCAACACCCCCCUCCUCCCCCAUCCACCGCUGUCCAUCGGAAGAAUAUCUCAUCCCCGGCCUCCAAAACGAUGACAUCUACAUGAUGGUCGAAGACGAAUUCUACAGCGUCGCGCAGUCCUUCACCCAGCACCUGCAUUACGCCGAGUAUGUGCGCCGGAAGAAGGAGGUGAAGGCGCAGCGGCAGCAACAACAACAGAAUGCCACCUUUCAGGAGUUGAUUCGUCGACCCACCGACGGGGUCACCCCGCUCAGCGAGGAGAGUAAGAAGCGACACGCCCAGGAGGAGUUGGCGGCGAGGCAGCGGGUGGGGUUGCAGACGAUGAAUAUCCGGAAAAGACCGGUUGUGAGUGAUGAUGAGGAGGGCUCAGCGCAAGAGGAGGAUGAGGAUGGGGCCUGGGCGGGGACGUCGUUGCAUGAGUUGAUGGUUAGUCCCAGGAAGAAUCGGUCGUUGGUGGGGGUGCAGGGGAUCCGGUCGGCGACGAGAGCGGCGGCGGGGUUUGCG